Molecule: messenger RNA, 1873 nt
Organism: Lontra canadensis (Northern American river otter)
Lineage: Eukaryota; Metazoa; Chordata; Mammalia; Carnivora; Mustelidae
Product: zinc finger protein 677-like
Exons: 2
Coding region: 102-1424 (440 amino acids)
Biological process (GO): regulation of DNA-templated transcription
Molecular function (GO): DNA-binding transcription factor activity, RNA polymerase II-specific; RNA polymerase II cis-regulatory region sequence-specific DNA binding
Source: RefSeq, a predicted model, not a curated record
CAUUUAAGGGACACCUGACCUUCAGGGAUGUGGCCAUCGACUUCUCUCAGGAGGAGUGGGAGUGCCUGGACCCUGCCCAGAGGGCCUUGUACAGGGACGUGAUGGUGGAGAACUACUGGAACCUGGUCUCCCUGGAUAUCUCUACUAGAUGUAUGAACAAAGAAUUACCACCAAAAGACAACAUUAAUAAUGGAGAAUUAUUCCAAACGUUGAUUUUGAAAAGACACGUAAGUCAUGACUUUGAUGACUUCGGUUUGAGGGUUCAGCAAGAUGGGAACAAAUUUGAGACUCAGUGGCUAUGUGAAGAAAAAAAUUACAAAGGAAUGACUACAUCCCAUUAUAAAAAUCUCACUUGUAGAGAAGACCAACAACAUCACAAAUUCUGUAAUGAUUUCCCUGUAAAACAUAGUGUUUCCGUAAGAAAUAGUAAAUCUCAAUACUACAAACACGAUACGACGAAUAAGGCACUAAAAAAUAAGGCAGGCUCUUCAGGAAAUAAGUAUAGGAACUGUUUGGACAAUAGGCUUGGAUUAAGCUUUCAUUCACAUCUGGCUGAACUGCAGAGAUUUGAAACCCAAGAGGAAAUUCAUGAAAGUAACCAAGUUGAGAAGUCUACCAAAAAGUCCUCAGUUUCACCCCCUCCAAAAAUUCCUUCUAGUGUCAAAACCAACAUUUCUAACAAGUAUGGGAAGGUUCUUACACAUUCUUCAUUACAGACGCAACAUCAGAAAACACCCAAAAGAGAAAAACCUUACAAAUGUAAAGAGUGUGGGAAGACUUUUAGCCAUUGUUCAACCUUAGCUACUCAUCAAAGAAUUCAUUCUGAGCAGAAACCUUACAAAUGUAAUGAUUGUGGCAAAGUUUUUAACAGGUUCUCAAACCUCACGAGGCAUCAGAGAAUCCAUACUGGAGAGAAACCAUAUAAAUGUAACGUAUGUGGUAAGGAUUUUAUGAUACGUUCACACCUUUGGGGACAUGAGCGAAUUCAUACAGGAGAGAAGCCUUACAAAUGUGAUGAGUGUGGAAAAGCCUUUUCUGAGUGUUCAAAUCUUGUUCAACAUAAAAGAAUCCAUUCUGGAGAGAAACCUUACAAAUGUAAUCAGUGUGGUAAGGAAUUUAUCACCCGUUCACAUCUUUGGGGUCAUGAGAGAACUCACACUGGAGAGAAACCUUACAAAUGUAAUGAGUGUGGAAAGGCCUUCUCUGGGAGUUCAAAUCUUACUCAACAUAAGAGAAUUCAUGCUGGAGAGAAACCAUAUAAAUGUAACGUGUGUGACAAGGCCUUUAGUCAGAAUUCAAGCCUUACAGUUCAUCAGAGAAUUCAUACUGGGGAGAAACCUUACACAUGUCAUGAAUGUGGUAAAGCCUUUAAGCAGUACUCAAGCCUGAGUAGGCACCAGAAUAUACACAGAAUGAAGAUAUAGAUGUAGAGCCUGUAGUAAGGCUUUUAUUAAAUGAUCUCACAUUUGGAGUCAUAAGGGAAUGCAUAUUGCAAAGAAACUUUACAAAAGAAUGAUAUGGCCUUUGUGCCAUGACUUGACCUCAGGAAUCACCAAAGAGUUCAUGUUGGAGAAAACCCUAGAAAUUCAACUUGUGGUGAAUUGCUUAAGUAAGUUGUACAAUGUACUGUACUUGAGAGAAUUCUUACUAGUGAGAACUAAGUCUAGUUCUUGAAGAUUAAUCAAAUCACAUAUCAAACUCUGCAGGAAAAUUAGAAGUCAAAGUGAUUUAAAAUUCCUGAGACAAUGGGUAUCAAAGAAGCAGGGGCGUCUAUGGAAAUGCCCACUUAUCUUCAGUUUAUACAGUCAUUUUACUCAUUUAGAUGUUAUGAUGAGGUUUACUUUAUUAUUGAAUUGGACCUAUGGUAGAAAAU